Molecule: messenger RNA, 636 nt
Organism: Cynocephalus volans (Philippine flying lemur)
Lineage: Eukaryota; Metazoa; Chordata; Mammalia; Dermoptera; Cynocephalidae
Gene: KLRD1
Product: killer cell lectin like receptor D1
Exons: 6
Coding region: 1-636 (211 amino acids)
Biological process (GO): stimulatory C-type lectin receptor signaling pathway; positive regulation of natural killer cell mediated cytotoxicity
Cellular component (GO): plasma membrane; external side of plasma membrane
Molecular function (GO): transmembrane signaling receptor activity
Source: RefSeq, a predicted model, not a curated record
AUGACGCCCUCCAAACACAGCAAACGUUCCCAGGGACAGGAGAGCGGCCACGGCAACUUCUGCUUCAAGAGAAGCCUCCACGAUCUAACACCUUUUCUCCUGAACAAGCACACUUUGUUCCUUCUCUGCAUUGACCUUGGAACAUCAUUUCUCAUGGCAGCUUAUCAGACCACUGUGUGGAAGUUGAUUUCUGGGACCUUGGGAAUAAUAUGCCUUUCGUUGAUGGCUACCUUGGGAAUUUUGUUGAAAAAUUGUUCUGACUGUUGUUCUUGCCAAGAAAAGUGGAUUGGGUACCAAUGCAACUGUUACUUCAUUUCUAGUGAAAUAAAAACUUGGGAAGAAAGUAAGCAUUUCUGUGCUUCUCAGAAUUCCAGUCUACUUCAGCUUCAAAAAAGAAAUGAACUGUUUUUCAUGAACUCCAGUCAAAACUUUUAUUGGAUUGGACUCUCUUAUAGUAAAGAAUACAAAGCUUGGUUGUGGGAAGAUGGCUCAGCUCCCUGCCCGGAUCUAUUUUUAUCACCUCAAACUUUAAAUCCAGAAAACUGCAUACAGUAUAGUCCAAGCGGUAAUGUUUGGGAUGAACCCUGUGGAAGCAAAAGUUAUUACAUUUGUAAGCAAAAGUCAUUACAACUGUAA